Messenger RNA from Oryza sativa Japonica Group (Japanese rice), 1786 nucleotides. Its product is annotated as serine carboxypeptidase-like 26. The record is from RefSeq and is a predicted model, not a curated record. Gene Ontology annotation, cellular component: vacuole. Gene Ontology annotation, molecular function: serine-type carboxypeptidase activity. Lineage: Eukaryota; Viridiplantae; Streptophyta; Magnoliopsida; Poales; Poaceae. Gene Ontology annotation, biological process: proteolysis.
CCAAACACUGAGCUGGUAGUGGACACAGAGAGUUCUGCACUCUCUUUCACUGAGGAGAGCAGAACAGAACAAGAGGAGGAGAACAAAAAAAAAAAAGAGAAAAAUCCUAUGGCCUCUUGUGCAUCACCAAGGCUCAAAUCCCUGUGCCACCAUCCACUCUUCAUCAUCUUGCUUGCUCUCUCAUUGCUGCAGACAAUCACAGCAGAGGAUGAGCAGGAGGCUGAUAGGGUUGCCUUCCUCCCUGGGCAGCCAAGGAGCCCACAGAUGUCUCAGUUCUCAGGCUACAUCACUGUGAACAGCCAGAAUGGCAGGGCACUCUUCUACUGGUUCUUUGAGGCUCAGGCACUGCCUUCCAAGAAGCCUCUCCUGCUCUGGCUUAAUGGAGGUCCUGGUUGCUCAUCUGUGGGCUAUGGAGCAGCUUCUGAAUUGGGUCCUCUCAUGGUCAAUGGAAAUGGAACAGGUUUGGAAUUCAACAAGUUUGCAUGGAAUAACGAGGCCAAUUUGUUGUUCUUGGAAUCUCCUGUUGGAGUCGGCUUCUCCUACACAAAUACCUCGUCUGACCUAGAGAGCAUCGAUGACCGUUUUGUCGCUGAGGACACCUACAAUUUCUUGGUGAAUUGGUUCAAGAGGUUUCCUCAGUACAAAAACCAUGACUUCUACAUCUCUGGAGAGAGCUAUGCAGGGCACUAUGUUCCUCAGCUUGCUGAUGUAGUGUAUGAGCGCAACAAGCAUGUUGAAACAAACCAGCAUAUCAAUUUGAAAGGAUUUAUUGUUGGCAAUGCAGAGACUGAUGAUUACUAUGACUACAAGGGACUAGUUGAGUUCGCUUGGAGUCACUCAGUGAUCUCAGAUCAACUCUAUAAGCAUGUCAACAAUGUUUGCGACUUCAGGUUAUCACCCCGUAGCAAUGAGUGUAACCAUGUAAUGGGAUACAUAUAUGAUCAGUACGAUAUGAUCGAUAUUUUCAAUGUGUAUGCACCUAAGUGCAACACUGAUGACUCAUCCCUCUUUUCCACCUCCUACAGUACAGCUGAUAUGAAUGCUAAGAAGAGGCUUAAAGGCACGAGGAUGUACUCAGGGUAUGAUCCGUGCUAUUCGUCACAUAUCGAAGAUUACAUGAACAAGAUGGAUGUGCAGAAAUCACUUCAUGCGAAUACGAGUGGAUUGAUCAAGGACAGAAAAUGGAGUAUCUGCAGUUAUUCAAUAUUCGACAAUUACGACAUCACGGUCUUCUCUGUUCUUCCUAUUUACUCUAAGCUUAUCAAGGCUGGCCUACGAAUAUGGGUCUACAGUGGAGACGUGGAUGGCAGGGUUCCAGUUAUUGGAUCCCGGUACUGCGUAGAAGCCCUUGGCCUUCCUGUUAAGUCACAGUGGCAACCAUGGUACCUAAACAAUCAGGUUGCUGGGAGAUUUGUUGAGUAUCAAGGAUUGACAAUGGCCACAGUAAGAGGAGCUGGACAUGCAGUGCCACAAGACAAGCCAGAACAGGCACUGGUGGUAAUCAAUUCCUUUCUUUCAGGCAGGCGACUACCAACAAAAAACAACCGAUGAUACAACCCAGAUAAAACUUACACAUAAAAAUAAAGAAGGAAUAAGUCAUCGAUAUUAUCAUACAUAGAUGAAACAAUACAUGUAUUGUAGGCUCUUCAUGUAUGCAAUUGUCUGUGUCAACUAGAUGCCACCCUAUACAUUAAUCUGUAUAUUUUCCUUAUGUUUGAGUUUUAUGUUGAGAAUGAUAAUUUCAACCCUAUAUUUUCAAACAAAGACUAGAACUUGCCCUUGUUAA